CCAUCCAGGUUCUCCUUCCCGGGAGGUAGGAGGGGCCACAGUCUCGGGAUUGAGAGGUUGCUUCCCUUCCCCCCACUUCUGUGGGCGGGGAGCAGCAAGGUAGAGAGAGUGCAAGCGGGACUGGGGGGGUAGAGUGGGGGGUCAGAGAAAGAGACCGAGGCGGAGGAGUAGAGCCCGCGAGACUGAAGGGAAGGGUGGAAGAUAGGUGAUGAUAGAUAGAGUGAUAGAGUGAUAGAUAGAGAGAUAGAGUUGGUUGCUCCAUAGUACGGCGGCUCGCAAGGGAGAAUCCCGAGAGAGCUCCGGGACUGGCGGGGAUGGUGUGCGGUGCGGCGGCGGCGGCGGCGUCUUCUUCUUCUUUUUCAUCUCUCCGCGGGGCGUGUGCCCGGCACUGAUUUCUCCCUGGGACCGCGCAGAUCCCGCCCGGAGAUGAGACUACGUUACCUGAACACUGUUCGGUGAAAGAAAGAAUAUGAAGAGCUGGUGUUGAGUCAAAUAUACUGAGCUUCUACUAGCGAGCUAAAAGUGACAGAACCAUGGCUCAAUUUCCAACAUCUUUUGGUGGCAGCCUGGAUAUUUGGGCCAUAACUGUAGAAGAAAGAGCAAAGCAUGAUCAGCAGUUCCAUAGUCUCAAGCCAACAUCUGGGUUUAUUACUGGUGAUCAAGCCAGAAACUUUUUUUUUCAAUCUGGGUUACCUCAACCUGUUUUAGCACAGAUAUGGGCAUUAGCUGACAUGAACAAUGACGGGAGAAUGGAUCAGAUAGAAUUUUCUAUAGCAAUGAAACUUAUCAAACUGAAGCUACAAGGUUAUCAGCUACCUGCUGCACUUCCUCCUGUCAUGAAACAGCAACCUGUUGCUAUUUCUGGUGCACCCACAUUUGGUAUGGGAGGCAUUGCCAGCAUGCCGUCUCUCACAGCUGUUGCUCCAGUACCAAUGGCAUCGAUUCCAGUAGUAGGAAUGUCCCCACCUCUCGUAUCUUCUGUUCCUCCCACAGCAGUUCCUCCCCUGGCUAAUGGCGCGCCUUCUGUCAUACAAUCUCUGCCUGCUUUUGCUCAUCCUGCCACGUUGCCAAAGAGUUCUUCUUUUAGUAGAUCUGGUCCAGGUUCACAAUUAAAUACAAAACUACAGAAGGCACAAUCAUUUGAUGUGGCUAGUGCCUCUCCUGUGGCAGAAUGGGCCGUUCCUCAGUCAUCAAGACUGAAAUAUAGGCAACUGUUCAAUAGCCACGACAAAACAAUGAGUGGACAUCUAACAGGCCCCCAAGCAAGAACUAUUCUUAUGCAAUCAAGUUUACCACAGACUCAGCUGGCUACAAUAUGGAAUCUUUCAGAUAUUGAUCAAGAUGGAAAACUAACAGCAGAAGAAUUUAUUCUGGCAAUGCACUUAAUUGACGUGGCUAUGUCUGGCCAACCCCUACCACCAGUACUGCCUCCAGAAUAUAUUCCUCCUUCAUUUAGAAGGGUUCGCUCUGGCAGUGGCAUAUCUGUCAUAAGCUCUGUAUCUGUAGACCAAAGGUUACCAGAGGAACCAGUGUUAGAAGAGGAACAGCAACAGCUGGAAAAGAAAUUACCUGUGACAUUUGAAGAUAAAAAACGGGAAAACUUUGAACGAGGCAAUCUGGAACUUGAAAAGAGAAGACAGGCUCUAUUAGAACAGCAGCGUAAAGAGCAGGAGCGCCUGGCACAGCUCGAACGGGCCGAGCAGGAAAGGAAAGAGCGAGAACGUCAGGAACAGGAGCGAAAAAGGCAGGUAGAGCUGGAAAAACAAUUGGAAAAACAGCGGGAACUGGAACGUCAGAGGGAAGAAGAGAGGAGGAAAGAAAUUGAAAGACGUGAGGCUGCAAAAAGAGAACUUGAAAGACAACGACAGCUUGAGUGGGAACGGAAUCGGCGGCAAGAACUGUUGAAUCAAAGAAACAAAGAGCAAGAAGACAUAGUUGUUCUGAAGGCAAAGAAAAAGACUUUGGAAUUUGAAUUAGAAGCUCUAAAUGAUAAAAAACAUCAACUGGAAGGAAAACUUCAAGAUAUCAGGUGUCGAUUAGCCAUGCAAAGGCAAGAAAUUGAAAGCACAAACAAAUCCAGAGAACUUAGAAUUGCUGAAAUCACCCACCUACAGCAACAAUUACAGGAAUCUCAGCAAAUGCUUGGAAGGCUGAUUCCUGAAAAACAGUUACUCAAUGACCAAUUAAAACAAGUUCAGCAAAACAGUUUGCACAGAGAUUCACUUCUUACACUUAAAAGAGCCUUAGAAGCAAAAGAGCUUGCUCGUCAGCAGCUGAGAGACCAGCUGGAUGAGGUUGAGAAAGAAACUAGAUCAAAGCUACAGGAGAUUGACAUUUUCAAUAAUCAGCUAAAGGAACUAAGAGAAAUACAUAACAAGCAACAGCUCCAAAAACAAAAGAAUUUAGAGGCGGAAAGGUUGAAACAGAAAGAAAAAGAGAGGAAAACAAUAGAAUUAGAAAAGCAAAAAGAGGAAACCCAAAGACGUUCACAAGAUAAGCAGUGGCUUGACCGAGUUCAACAGGAUGAAGACUAUCAACGGCCAAAAAAACUCCAUGAUGAAGAGAAGCUAAGGGAAGAACCGGUCAAGAAAAAAGAUGGUGAGGAAAAAGGCAAACAGGAAAUGAAAGAUAAGCUGAAUAAGCUUUUUCAACAACACCAGGAACCAGCUAAGCCCACUCUUCAGACACCCAGCUCAUCUACAGAAAAAGGCCCACUUGCUAUUUCUACUCAAGAGGACGUAAAGGUAGUGUAUUACCGGGCACUGUACCCUUUUGAAUCAAGAAGCCAUGAUGAAAUCACCAUCCAGCCUGGGGACAUAGUCAUGGUGGAUGAAAGGCAAACUGGAGAACCUGGGUGGCUUGGAGGGGAAUUAAAAGGAAAGACAGGAUGGUUUCCUGCAAACUAUGCAGAGAAAAUCCCAGAGAAUGAGAUCCCCACCCCUCUGAAACCAGGAGCUGACUCUGCCCCCACGCCCACACCUAAACUUGCCUUACAUGAAACCCCAACUCCUUCAGCAACAACCUCUUCAGAAUCUUCUACGGCCUCCAACAACUGGGCAGACUUCAGCUCCACAUGGCCAACAAACACUAAUGAGAAACCAGAAACAGAUAAUUGGGAUGCAUGGGCAACCCAGCCUUCGCUUACUGUUCCAAGCGCAGGGCAGUUGAGGCAAAGAUCAGCCUUUACCCCAGCUACUGUUACUGGCUCAUCACCAUCUCCUGUUUUGGGCCAGGGUGAAAAGGUAGAGGGGCUACAAGCACAAGCCUUGUACCCGUGGAGGGCCAAAAAGGACAACCAUUUAAAUUUCAACAAAAAUGAUGUCAUCACAGUCCUGGAACAGCAAGAUAUGUGGUGGUUUGGAGAAGUUCAAGGUCAAAAGGGUUGGUUCCCCAAGUCUUAUGUGAAGCUCAUUUCAGGACCCAUAAGAAAAUCAACAAGUAUGGAUUCAAAUUCUUCAGAGAGUCCCGCUGUUUUAAAGAGAGUAGCAUCACCAGCAGCUAAACUUUCAAUACCAGGAGAAGAAUAUAUUGCCAUGUACACUUAUGAGAGUUCUGAACAAGGCGAUUUAACCUUUCAGCAAGGGGAUGUAAUUUUGGUUACGAAGAAAGAUGGUGAUUGGUGGACAGGAACGGUAGCUGACAAAUCUGGAGUCUUCCCUUCUAACUAUGUGAGGCUUAAAGACUCAGAGGCCCCUGGGACUACUGGGAAAGCAGGGAGUUUAGGAAAGAAACCUGAAAUUGCCCAAGUUAUCGCAUCUUAUACUGCUACUGGCCCAGAACAACUUACCCUGGCACCUGGACAACUAAUUUUGAUCCGAAAGAAGAAUCCAGGAGGAUGGUGGGAAGGAGAACUUCAAGCACGUGGGAAAAAGCGUCAGAUAGGCUGGUUCCCAGCUAAUUAUGUAAAACUUUUAAGUCCUGGUACCAGUAAAAUAACACCAACGGAGCCACCUAAGUCAUUAGCACUACCUACAGUGUGCCAAGUGAUUGGUAUGUACGAUUAUACUGCACAGAAUGAUGAUGAACUGGCAUUCAACAAAGGCCAGAUCAUCAAUGUUCUUAAUAAGGAAGACCCUGAUUGGUGGAAAGGAGAAGUCAAUGGACAAGUGGGACUCUUCCCAUCCAAUUAUGUGAAAAUGACAACAGACAUGGACCCAAGCCAGCAAUGGUGUGCAGAUUUACAUCUUUUGGAUAUGUUGACACCAACAGAAAGGAAACGGCAGGGAUAUAUCCAUGAGCUACUUGUUACAGAAGAAAACUAUGUCAAUGACCUGCAGUUAGUCACAGAGAUCUUUCAGAAACCGCUGAUGGAGUCUGAGCUGCUGACAGAAAAAGAGGUGGCUAUGAUUUUUGUUAACUGGAAGGAGCUGAUAAUGUGUAAUAUCAAACUGCUGAAAGCCCUGAGAGUUCGGAAGAAAAUGUCUGGUGAGAGAAUGCCCGUAAAGAUGAUUGGCGAUAUCCUGACAGCCCAGCUGCCCCAUAUGCAGCCUUAUAUACGUUUCUGUAGCUGCCAGCUCAAUGGAGCAGCUCUCAUCCAGCAGAAGACAGAUGAAGCCCCUGAGUUCAAGGAGUUUGUCAAAAGAUUAGCUAUGGAUCCUCGGUGUAAAGGGAUGCCACUCUCUAGUUUUAUCCUGAAGCCUAUGCAGCGGGUAACAAGAUACCCACUAAUCAUUAAAAAUAUCUUAGAAAACACUCCUGAAAACCACCCUGACUAUAGUCACUUGAAACAUGCUCUAGAGAAGGCUGAAGAAUUGUGUUCCCAAGUCAACGAAGGUGUACGUGAAAAGGAGAAUUCAGACCGGUUGGAGUGGAUCCAAGCACACGUGCAGUGUGAAGGCCUAUCUGAGCAACUUGUUUUCAACUCAGUCACCAAUUGCUUGGGACCACGGAAAUUCCUGCACAGUGGGAAAUUGUACAAAGCCAAGAGCAACAAGGAACUAUAUGGCUUCCUUUUCAAUGACUUUCUUCUUCUGACUCAGAUAAUCAAGCCUUUGGGUUCUUCUGGGACUGACAAAGUCUUCAGCCCCAAAUCUAAUCUACAGUAUAAAAUGUAUAAGACGCCCAUUUUCCUAAAUGAAGUCCUAGUAAAAUUGCCUACUGACCCUUCUGGAGAUGAGCCCAUCUUCCACAUUUCCCACAUUGAUAGAGUCUACACUCUCCGUGCAGAAAGCAUAAAUGAAAGAACUGCCUGGGUACAGAAAAUUAAAGCUGCUUCUGAAUUCUACAUUGAAACUGAGAAAAAGAAGAGGGAAAAGGCAUACUUAGUUCGUUCCCAAAGGGCAACAGGUAUCGGGAGGUUGAUGGUGAACAUUGUUGAAGGCAUUGAAUUAAAGCCCUGUUGGUCACAUGGUAAAAGUAAUCCCUAUUGUGAGGUGACAAUGGGCUCCCAGUGUCAUAUUACAAAGACAAUACAGGACACGCUGAACCCCAAGUGGAAUUCCAACUGCCAGUUCUUCAUCAAGGACCUAGAGCAGGAUGUCCUCUGCAUAACUGUGUUUGAGAGGGACCAGUUCUCUCCCGAUGAUUUUUUGGGUCGGACAGAAAUCCGUGUGGCAGACAUCAAGAAAGACCAGGGUUCAAAGGGGCCAGUUACCAAAUGCCUCCUUCUACAUGAAGUUCCAACAGGGGAGAUUGUUGUCCGACUGGAUCUGCAGCUCUUUGAUGAACCAUAGUGGGACAAGGGCCCCACCAUAGCCUUCUCGUCCUGGCACCAGGGCCCUGCAGAAAUUAUCUGGAAUUUGGUAUUAUUUUUCUAAGUAGCACAGUGAUUCAUUCAUCUAUAAAGCAAUGGGGUUAAAUUAGGGGUGAGGGGCUCCCUGAGCUCCCAAGAUCACCUUUUGACAAUCCUUCCCAAAAUGACCAAUCCUAAUCUGUGAGGCAAAUCUGUGUUUUCACAUGUAGGCUUUUGCUCUAGUUUCUAGGGUUUCUGAAAUCCUAUAGCUAGAGCCAAAACCGAUUCCUGUUCAAAAGUCUGACUUGUCCUGUGGUUGGCUACACCCAUUUUCUUUACUGUAUAGUUGAUUCAAUAGUGCAACAUCUCUAUUUUUGAAGACUUUAUGUAACUCUUCUGAUGUCUGCCUCCUCGUAGUCCCCACAUAGGCUCUUUGACAAUGAUUUCAGUCCCUUAUCGCUGGUUUAGAGACAAACUAUGAGUGGAUACAUUCUAGGGGCAUGAGAUUUCCAUUCACUUCAGGAUAAGGUCUGCACAGUUCUCUUUUGGAAUGCUGAUGUGGGAUCUUAGGCAUAGAUGGUCUUCUGAAUAUGCCACAGAACUGGGCCUUUAAGAGCUGGUUGAGCAAAUGAAUCCUGCUGUUGUUUCCUUAGUAGCGUGGUUUGAGGGUAAUAGACGUAACGGAAAUUAAUAGUUAAAAAUAGCUUAUUCAGCUGUCAAGCAGUUGGGGAGAGAGAUUUUGUAUGUAUGUUUGAAAGUGGUCUUUUCCAUGAGUCUCACUAUAAAUUUAACAAAACCACUCCCGGCUACUGUAGUAGGUUUGUUGAAACCCUACUUGUGUGAACACUGAUUGUACUGUAAUGGCCAGCAGUGCUGGAAAAAAGACCCAAACUGACCCAGAGAUAUUGUAGCAUUUAUUUCAUGACAAAGGCAAUCUACUGAUGACCAGUCAUAAGCCUGUUUUGUGUUUGAAUGUGUCUGACUUUGAAUGUGAUGAAAAAUCAGAGCAGCUGUUUUUGGUGUCCUUACCAAGAAACCUGUGUGGAUUGCCAGGCACCUUUCCUAAGGUCUGAAAGGGAAAUGUGGCCAAAGGGAAAGAGUGGAGUAGAACAAAGUGGAGAAUACCCAUCCUGUUCUUAGGUGAGACGAAUCACAGGCAUACCUGUUCCACAUGUUGAGAGGAAAGCAGAUCCAUAGAGAUUUUCUAUCCUGCACUUGGUGUAGAGACUCAACUCCCAAUGAUGGAAGGUGAUAUGUUCCCAGAAUAAAGCCUGAGUGCUAAGUUGUGAAGCUGAAGAAUUAUUCUGUUGAGUUCUUUGCUCUUUUGCUUAAAUGCCAGCACUAAGUUGGUAUUUAGGCAAUAACUUGGUUUGCUAGUUGAAAGGGGUGGGCUAUUUUUGUUCGCAUGUUGGUUAGUUAGAGUUCAUGUAAACCCUGAUCUCUGCAGGCUGUGUGGGUCUUGCAUGUUCUCUCUGGUAGUGACUUGUCUCUUUCCUAUAUUCAGUGGUGUUCUUUCUGAUAUGGGUCUCCUAGAUGUACAUUAGGAUUGUGGAGAAAUCUUUUUAAGUGAUAGAUAUAAUGUGGUGUAGACUCUGUACAUUGUAGUGUAAUUUCCUGUAAGGGCACUAUUGUGUUUCAAGCAAUUAAAAAAUUGUACUAUGUUGGAAGAACAACAAAGUUUACAUUUCAUACUUUUAAGAAACAUUUUAUUAUUUAUUUAUUAAAGCUAGUGUAGAAUUUUGUAUCAGAAACAAGAGACAUACGUAUUUUUUGAACCUGAGAUACAAUCUUUAGUUAGAAACAUUCAACGGAGCAAGGUUAGACCCAGUUUCACUCCAGGCAUGCAUAUGUUGAUCACUUACUGACAGAAAACGUAGUUUAAAGUAUCUUUAGUUUAUAUUUUUCAAUGUUGUUGAGGAAUUGUUUGAAAUCAAAUCUCUAAAUAGACUUAUGAAACUCAUGGUUUUGUACUUAUCAGAGGACCUGGCUCAAAUUUUACCUCUGACACCUGCUACCUAUGUGACUUGGGCAAGUCACGCAACCUCCCUUGGGCUUCAGUUUCCUCAUCUGUAAAAUGAGGAGUUGGAAAUAGAUGGCCCAUGAGGUCUAUACCAACUUGAGAUUUAUGAUCCUAUGUUAUUGCAUUUUAUUAAACCUAAAAUUCCUAAAGUCCGCGGAGUUGUGAUAGGACAAAGCAUCAUUAAAAAUAUUUGUGUGGAGUUGCAUUGACAUGCUGUGUUCAGCUCUUCUUUAUGUCCCUGUUUUUUCCUCAUUAUCUUAAAUAAGCUAAAUGUUGAAUGUUGAUAUGUUUCCAGUGGAAGUGUCUUCUGCCCAUGUGCUGAAUCACCCACUGCAGAUUCCAGUAGCAGAAUCAGAGUAAAAUGAAAAACAAAAGAUAGUCCUCCCCCACUCCCUCACCCCCCAACAAGGUUCUAUAGUGAGUAUCUUCUGGCUGCAAAGUGCUACCCAAAGUCUAGAUGUUGAUAUUAUUGGUUUUUUUUAUCAGUGUAAUCUGCCUGACUAUAUUUUAUAGAUGGAUAAGGACAAUGUUAAGAGCCUGUCUUCACCCAUCUGUGGAGAGCAUCUCCUGGCCUUGUUCUUUUUACAAGUGACAGAUUUGUAGGUGAAUAUAGGUGGUUAGGGGAAACCCUAAAGUUCACUUCCCACCUCCUCAGCUUUCACUUCCACUGUGGUCUCCUAAUCUCACUCUCUUUGAGAUGAAACACAUCCUUGAUUAUCUGUUUUCUUCCUUCCUGCUCAUAUUUGUAGUGAUUUUUUUUCCCACCUGCACUAUGGAUGAUGAGUGAUGUGGGCGAAUGACUCAGUUAAGACUAAAUUUAGAUGAAAACCACUCCAGGAUAGAGCUAUUGUUCAGAAAUUGCCAGUUUUCCCUAAAUUUAGGAAAUCCAUAUCCUUUUCACUUUGGGACAAACUUGCUUUCAAUUGCACAAGUGGUUUUGUUCUUAUUUUUGUCUUUAUAUCACCAGCACCUAAUAAAGUGCCCAGCAUGUAGUAGGUCCUUAUUAAAUGCCUGUUGAAUUUAAUUAAUUUAAAACUUCUUUUUUUGUAUAGACCUUCAAGAAUAGGCAUGUUAGCAUUUAAGUGCUACAGAUUCCUAAACAUUCCCAUAAGAUUAGUCUGCACCUCUCAGAUCCACAAGUGCUAGAUUUUUUCAUUACUAUACUUUAGUUCUUUAAAAACAA
Messenger RNA from Phascolarctos cinereus (koala), 8874 nucleotides. RefSeq names its product intersectin 1 (gene ITSN1). Gene Ontology annotation, biological process: endosomal transport; positive regulation of Rho protein signal transduction; clathrin-dependent synaptic vesicle endocytosis. Gene Ontology annotation, molecular function: calcium ion binding; guanyl-nucleotide exchange factor activity; molecular adaptor activity. Lineage: Eukaryota; Metazoa; Chordata; Mammalia; Diprotodontia; Phascolarctidae. Gene Ontology annotation, cellular component: presynaptic membrane; intracellular vesicle; cytoplasm. The record is from RefSeq and is a predicted model, not a curated record.